UCACCACCACCACCGUCGCUACCACCACCGACGCUACCUCCACCGACGCUACCACCACCGACGCCAUCACCUCCGCCUCCGCCAUCGUUACCAACGUCGGGACGCCGUGUGUGACCGUCGCUGUCGUUUCAGUUACUAACAGACCGUGUGAUCGUUCGCAUUGCAGGCUGUGAAGCGCGAGAAUCGUGCGAGAGAGAGAAAGAGAAAGAGAAAGAGAAAGAGAAAGAAAAAAGAAAAAUAAAGAGGUGAGAUAGGAAUCGUAGCGAGCGGGGAACAUAAGAAAGAACCGUCGUGCAUAGAAGGAAGAGAAAGAAAUAAAAGUGGAAAAGGAAGGUGAAAAAUAGAGAGGAAGAGUCGAGCGAGAGGGAAAGGGGAAGGGAAAAAAGGGAGAGAAAGAGAGAAAGUACGUUGCGAGCCAUGCUGCAUGGUCUCGCCUGAACAAAGGAAGGCUCCCUCAACCCGAGGGUCGUUUCCGAUCGACGAACCGUCGGUCCCCCUUCGUUUGCCUUCGGCGCGCCUCGUGCGGUGUGUCUAGUAAAGGCAGCAAACGGUCAGUCACGCAGCAGCGGCCGAGCCGUGAGGAACGAAGAUCGGAAGAACCAGAGUACUACGAACAUCGAAAGAAAAAGCGUGCAUCGGUGCACCGGCUUGCCGGUGAAAACAAAGGAAACAGGCAAACAGCGAAAUAAUAUCGUGCUCGCCCUACCGCAAGUUUAUUGGCGACGAUUUCGCUUUUUAGUGGAGAAAGUGGAGGAAACUUCCUGUUCCUAUCAAAAUCUUUUUUACCGAAAUCGGCUCGGUUUUGUGUACGUUGCAAAGUCGUUCUCGCGUAUCGUUUCGCUCGAAAUCAACGCCGAAACUCGACCUAAGUGCUAAACAAAUACGGCGUUCUUCGCGCGUGUGUAUUUUUCAAGGUGCUUUCGUUCUCGCGUUCCGAAGCCUGUGGGUCGAACGACAAUCUCGAACGGCGACGGACAGAAAUUGGAUUUUCCGUUGGCAGUUUUGUGCGUGCGUAGUUAACCUAACCGGCGAGCUAACCUAACGACCGUUGUUGUGUAAGGGUAGGCGCGCGAAUAAUCGUUACGCGUACGUGUCGAGAAACCGAUCUUGAUGCGCGUGUCACUCGAGCGUGCUAAAUGGUGGAACAGAGUAGCUGAAUAAAGACGAGAGUCACUACGAGAUAGAUCUUUCCUCGAUUAUAAUACGCCGGCUCUUUGUUUGCCUUUAUUUUUCCUCCUUGAUACGUUUUUGUGUGACAUGUGCCACGAGUACACGGUGCAUGCUUGAAUCGAAGGAUUCUUUGAUCGCAAAGCAGUAUUCUUCCGUUCGACUACGUACGGAUUAUCCUCGUAUUUACGGUGAGUGAGUCCUGCACUGUUGUUGAGAGGUGCUGCUUCGAAACGAUAAGUUUGCGAGAGUUUAUACGCGAGAUCUACAAGGCUUAUGCAUUGAGGGGAUGCCGGUUGACUGAAGAUGGCCUCGCCGACACUCUCGCUGGAAUCGCGCGCGAAUUCCAUCGGAUCCCUAGCCUCGCUGUCCCCGCUUACGGUGAGCGGCAGUUCCCCGCCUGCGAGCGACUCUGCGAUCUGUGACGUCGACAGCUGCGACCUUUGCCUCGACUCGCAGAAACCUGGAGAGGCACCCUGUCCGCGGUGCCGAUUAGGAGGCGCCGGUGGAGUUCGUUGUACCGGUUGCAAAUCCACGGAAUCCGACGCUGUAGCUCGUUGCUUCGACUGUGCGAAUUUUCUCUGCCCAAAUUGCGUGAUGGCGCAUCAAUUUAUGCAUUGCUUCGAGGGCCAUCGCGUGCUCAAUCUAGGCGACUCGAAACUCGAGACGGUGACCACCGGCUCCGCUACCACCGAACUGCCGAAAAACAAUCUGGUGAUCAAUCUUCACGCUAGCGGAAACAGCGAAAAAGUACCUUACUGUCCCCGGCACAAGCAGGAGCAAAAAUACUUCUGUCGUACUUGCACAGCGCUAGUCUGCAAAGAGUGCGCCAUUUCCGACCAUCCUGGCCCGUUGCAUGACUGCGCGCACAUCUCCGAGGUAGGGAUGCAGCAGCUAGAGGCGAUGACACGAGUGGUUCAAGAGUGCAAAGCGAAAGCCGCGGACGUGAGAGCUGCCGUGAAGGCAGCCGACCACGGCGCAGCCCGACUACAAGUGCAGUAUCACAAGGCGCAGAACGAGAUCAACGACACUUUCCAGUUCUAUCGAUCGAUGCUGGAAGAGCGUAAGCAAGAACUGCUAAAGGAGCUGGAAUCGGUCUUCUCCACCAAACAAAUAUCUCUCGGCGUUCUGACGCAGAAAGCGAACGACAUGGCCGACAAGAUGCUGCAGACCUGCGAGUUCGUCGAACGAUUGACCAAGUAUGCCACCGUUACCGAAGUGUUGAUGGUGAAGAAGCUUCUCGACUCGAAGCUACAGCUGCUGCUAAGUUACACGCCGGACAUUGCCGGUCAGACCGCCGACCUCGAGUUCGUCAGCAACUACCAGGCCAUUCAGGUAGGCGUGCGAAACACGUUCGGCUACGUUCGAAGCAACAACGAGAGCAACGCCGGCCCGAUUGGCAAACAGCCACCCAUCGCUAGACCAACGACAAUGUCGAACAACGGGAACGGCGGAAGCAACGCCAACAGCGGAUCUAGUAGCAUCGGCACUUUGGGAGGUUUGCUCCUGGAUCGAUCUUACAGCAACGGCCUGAUAUCCUCAUCCGGUUCUACCUGCGCCUCGUCCACGUCGCCAUCGUCCUUCGAGUCCAAUAGCACGGUGAUUACGAAGCGUUUCAGCUCGGCCAACAGCCUAGGUCCGUUCCCCACCACGAUCAGCGAUCUCAGUUUGAACGGUAUUAACGCGAAUCCUUACGAGAAAUGGAGCAACGGAGGCAGCGACGCGUUUCCGGUGGUGUCCACGAACGACCACUUUCCGAUGGCGACGUCCGUCGUUGUGGCGGCGAACGCCGCCUCGUCCGACUCCGUUUUAGGCCUGACGUCGAAACUGAUGUCCGCCGCGGUGAUAUUCCCGCCAAAGUCGCAGAUCAAGCGACAGAAGAUGAUCUAUCAUUGCAAAUUUGGCGAAUUCGGGGUAAUGGAAGGACAGUUCACCGAGCCGUCCGGUGUUGCGGUGAACGCGCAAAACGACAUUAUCGUGGCCGACACGAACAAUCAUCGGAUCCAAAUAUUCGACAAAGAGGGCAGAUUUAAAUUCCAAUUCGGCGAGUGUGGAAAACACGACGGUCAAUUGCUGUACCCGAAUCGUGUGGCCGUGGUGAAAACGUCCGGCGACAUAAUCGUUACCGAACGCUCGCCGACCCAUCAGAUACAGAUAUACAAUCAGUAUGGUCAGUUCGUGCGUAAAUUCGGAGCGAACAUCUUGCAGCAUCCGCGCGGCGUAACGGUCGACUCGAAGGGACGCAUAGUCGUCGUGGAAUGCAAAGUGAUGCGCGUGAUAAUUUUCGACCAGACCGGCAACGUGCAUCAGAAGUUCGGAUGCUCGAAGCACCUGGAGUUUCCAAACGGGGUGGUGGUAAACGACAAGCAAGAGAUUUUCAUCAGCGACAAUCGCGCGCAUUGCGUGAAGGUGUUCAAUUACGAGGGCUCCUAUCUGCGACAGAUCGGCGGAGAAGGGAUCACCAACUACCCGAUCGGGGUAGGGAUCAACGCCGUCGGCGAGAUACUGAUAGCAGACAAUCACAAUAACUUCAACCUGACCAUCUUCACUCAAGACGGUCAACUGGUUUCCGCUCUGGAGAGCAAGGUCAAGCAUGCCCAAUGUUUCGAUGUGGCUUUAAUGGACGACGGAUCGGUCGUGCUAGCCAGCAAGGAUUAUCGACUCUACAUUUAUCGUUACGUACAAGUACCGCCGAUCGGCAUGUAGACCAGCGACAAAUCACGACGCCGACAACGAUCGUCUGUCGUCGUUUUCAUUGUUGUCGUUGUCGUAGUCGUAGUCGUUGUCGUUUUUAUCGCCAUCGUUUCGACGGCCACACAGCCACGAUCUCAUGGAUCUUUUUUUACUUACACUUGCCUAUCUUCUUCUUCACCCACCUACCAUCACCGCUCGCGCUCACUUUACCUAUCCAUCUUCGCCGCCCGCUCGAACCACCUCACUUCCGUUUACGAAACUCCGAUUACGAGACGAAACAACAAGAUGCAAGCGUACGCGAGCGAACACGCGUUCACCCGACAGCUGUCGAAAUUUCAGACGAUGACAGGCCUUAUUUACACGGACAUGGGCGCGUACGCGCGUGCGACCAAGCUGCGCGCCGACUAGACGAUAACCGGUCAACGAGUUACGUUCUCUGUCGCUUUCGGACAGGCGUGUGACGUCUUUCACGCGGGUACGCGCUUCGGACGAUUAAACGCGACGAUUAAACGCGACGAUUCUUCGAACGAGGAUUCGAGGGUUUGACGAGAGAAAAAAGACGGGAAAGAAAUCGAUGGUAAAUUUAUGAAAACUCGUAGGGCACUCGACAGCCAAUGGGCGCUUCGUGACACGCACGCGUGCAAUCCUCUUGAAAACGCGUACGCGCACACGUAUCAGAUGCUCGUACAAAAUGGAGAAACGCAGGCGAGUUUGGAACGCCGAUUUUCUCGCGCGCGGAACGUAGCCGCGCGCGCACGAAAAAUGAAAAGUCACACGAGACGUGUAGGCGCAUACACGCAGAGAAAUUACUUGUUAAUGUUGUUAUAACUGAAAAUACUGUUGUUGUUGUUUAGUUGUAGAGCUCGCCGCCGCUAGUCACUCCAUCCUCAAUCUCACCACUCUCUUACCUUUCAGCCUUUCCCAUUUUACUCCCUAUCUGUCAGUUCUUGUCGGUUACGUCUCCCAUUUUUCCACGAAAAUACAGGGUGUAUCAGUUUCUGUAACAUCGAAACUUUGUCGGUACGUUUCAUGGAUCUAAAUAGGAAAACGAUGUUACGUAAGCAUGGGUCGCUUAAAACUUUGUCGAAAAGUUACGACGAAAAUACGAGAUACGCGCGGUUGCUGGCUGCAACGCGCGAACGAAUCAUUCACAUCUCGAUCUAUUUAUGGGAAUUACGUUUACGAAAUUUCUAUUCGAGAUGUGGUAUAAUCGCGCUUAAGUUUCUUGGCGGUACAAAUUCGAGAGCAUUCGAAGACUGAAAUCGUCGAAAUGCCGAUUUUGCUUCUACCUUUAUUUUCGUUUCGCUUCGCUUCGAUAAUAAAAGAAUGAAGAAAAAGUAUUUUCUCGCAACUUUUCAACGAGCUUGUUAAACCAUCCAUGGUCGUAACUCGCCUAUUUAGACACCCAAAUAUAUCGAAUGUUUAAAACUUUUGACCGUUAAAAUCCGAAACACCAGAUCCGUUCAUACCCUUGUUCACACUUCCCGCUCCAUUCUCCUUUCCGUCAAUUUCCUUGAGAAAAACCGCGAGGUGCGUGUUUCCGAAAAUCUCGGAUGCGUUAUGUUUCUGCAUGUAUCUUAGUCGAAUCGUGCUAACGAUCGAUCCGGCGGAACUCGGGACUGAAACUCGGCUUAAUCGCACUCCACGAACACCGCCGUUCAGUCUCGUUCGUUUUCUUCCAACCCAGAGCGAUAGGAUUUUUCCAUCGACUUGGCCGAUUUACGGACGAAUCGACGCCUGCGAGAGCUUGUUUCGUCGCUCUCUCUCUCUCUCUUUUUUCUCCUCUUACAUGCAUACGUAAUUGGAAAAUAACGCGGAGUACUCAAUCGAUGCUUAGACCUUUGCACCGCCUCGGAUUACUCGUUGAUCCAAGGACGAUGAUAAUCGACAGUAUCGAUCGGCAACGCUGUCGAGGCUUGUCCGUUCUUCGAGCUUUCGCAAGCCUGUGAACUUUGAAGACUUUUCCUGUUUAACGACGGACAAUGCUGCAUCGACUUUUCCAAAUCCUCUUUAUCCUUACGUGUCGUUCUCUUGUCUCCCUCUUUUAAGGUGGUUAAGCAUAUGUUCUUUUUAUAUAUAUAUAUAUAUUAUAUUGUAUACAUAUUUAUAUGUAUGUGUUUCUUUUUUUUUUUUUUUUUUUUUUUUCAUAGUAAUCAACGACAACUCCGACGAACAUUCGUCUUAAGAUACGCUAUUUUAAGUACGACAGUGACGACAGUCGAAGUUUUGUUCGCUUAAUCGACUCUUCUUACCUUUGUUUCUCGAUCGUUUCCCUCGAGAACUUUCCCUUUUGUUUUCUUUUAACGCGCCUUUUCCUUCGCGUAUUACUUUAUUUCGUUUCUCUUAUUAACCCUGCUCGUUGCAAAUAAGACUGUCUCGAAGAAACGUUCAACGUGUACGAUUCGUUGACGACGGACGAUUCUUUCGUAUUUUGCUCAGACUCGAGACUAUGUUGGUCGAAGGUUGAGAAGAGCACGACAGGUCGAAAAGUGGAAGCGGCGAGAAGCAGAAAAGAGAAGCGCGACAGGGUUAAACACACGCGGAUAAGCAACGCGUACGAUUUAUGUUUCAUUUUGACGAUGGUGAGGUCGAGAGGCCGCCUGCCUGAAGGACGACGAGAGGUUGCGAAGAGAGAGCGCGCACGCGCGCGCCCGCGGAAAAGACUGACAACUUGGUUCUUCUCGUUCCUCGGUUCAACCUUCGUGCAGCCAAAUGAUUCGCGAUUUCCAUGAAAUCGACGAAAGCUGGACAGACGCGCCAUCUUCUCGUUUAACUUGAUCUCCCUCUUCGGGGCAGUCUUCUAAGGAUGUUCGAUCGACGUCCAGAAGCGUGUCAUUGAACGAUCGUUACGAUCGUUCGAUGAGAAAACGGUAAGAAAUGCGUAGAAAACAGCUGUUUCUCAGUCGCUCUCGAACAUUUUUAUUUCAUUUUGCUGAAUAGAACCGUAGUAGUGUUACGCUGUAGCGAGUAGUCGUAGUGAAUCGUAGUGAAGCGAUGUAACGAAUUAUUUGCUCGGUUCUGUUCCUCUCUGCAUCGUUUCGUUCACACCGUUUCCUUUUCCACGACGUGUUGUGAUUCAGCCAGAAACGAUUCCUUCCUACCCUAAACGCACCCUAAAUGUACCAUCGCCAUUGCGAUCCAUCGCACCGUUACGAUUACCAUCACCGUCGUUAUCAUCGCCACCUAUCACCGAUACUAUCACCGAUACUAUCCUCUUUCGAGUAUGUUGGUUUCUUUUUCCUUGCUAUAAUUGAUAAAAACGUGUGUUACGCUAGUAACCUUUUUUUAAUUUGAAUGUAUAGUAUUAAUAUAUUUUGUUGGGUGAAUCGACGAUGAUGGAAACCUCGCGCCAGGUUCCGCCACGUGACUUCAUGCAUGUUUACUAUUACAAAUAUUAUUAUUUUUAUUAUAUUAUUAUUGUAUGUAUUGUAUGUAUGUAUGUAUGUAUGUUUGUAUGUAUGUACGUACCAAUUAUUAUUAUUAUUAUUAUUAUUAUUAUUAUUAUUAUUAUUAUUAUUAUUAUUAUUAUUAUUAUUAUUAUUAUUGUAUCAUUUCUAUGUUUAUAUAUUCAUUAUUUAAGCACCAUACGUCAGAUACCGUGAGAGCGUUAUGAUUCUUGAAGCAUAUCUUUGACAAUGGAAUAUACCUAAUUAUUUUCUGAUAACGUGUCAUUGGAUAUGUAACGAGGUUAGCUGGCGUCCCUCGGUGUCGAAAAGUACAAAACUAUGAAUUACGAGGAUCUUCCGAGACGUCGUCAAUUUUCUUAUUCGAUGCGAACUAUUCGCGGGAGUCGUACGAUCAGGUCGCCCGGAAGUUGUGGAAAGUCUGAUAGUCGGUCUGCAAUUUUCGGCACAUCGAUCCAGGCGAUACGACGUCGAAUGAAAAAUUUGUUAAUUCGAUAGUCUUGUUAUAUUUCCGUUUAACCGUGGUUUGAUCGCCGAGUUGAUUCGAACGGACGUAUCUGGCGCGGUAAAACGACAUUCGGCGUCUACCGGCUGUUAAUUUUACACGCGUCUCAGAUACAAACUGUCACGGUCUUGUCGUUUCAAAAGUAUCCGAUUUUUUAUCAAAAUUUACCGGUUUUUUUAAUUUUCCGCUUUGCAGCGACACAGGCGAAACAAGUAAAUGUUCGUAAUUCGACGUAAACUUGAAAUUGAAAUUAAAAGUUGGAAACAUUUUCGCGUUACCUGGCAGAGAGAUGACUGGAUUUAGGCGACAGUUACCGGUGGAUACGUCCUUUUGAUACGACACGGCGGUGCUAGUUUUGUAUAAUUUCGGAUUUCUCGUCCGACUAAAUCGAUGUCACCUAAUUGCUCGUUCCUGAAAUUUUCGAAACGUUCGAGAGUCUCGAAUGGAAUUCGGAACAUUGACAAAUUAGAUGGAAAUUGUUAGAUGGUACUUAGAAUUCGUGGAUAAAGAAAUAAUAGGCGAGUUCGUUCGUAUUCUAGUUGAUUAAGUUUGAUCAGCGAAUAUCUUUUUCCUUGAAUAGGAAAUCGUUAUCGUUAAAAAUCGAUGUAUUUUCCUUAGUCUAUCUAUUUCGUAAUUAAUUCAUAACAGUACGUAUUGAGAAGUUGUUAAUGAAAUAUUUUGCGCUGUGAAACAGGUUGUGCCGCCUUAAAACUUGUUAAACUUCUUUCGUAUGUGUUUUCAUAGCGAUCUACGGUGGAAUGGUAUUAAGGCAAUGAUCAGUGAGAGGAAGGAGGAAAGUUGUGGAAAGUUGAUAGAAGAUCCUUGAUAAUUCGUCGUCGUUAUAUCGUUCGCUAUUCGAAUCGAGGUCCUUACACGUUCAAUCUUAACAUCUUCACGCCAGACACGCGCUCCGUCAAAACCGACCAACGUUCUUCCACUGAAUCGUGCAAUUCGGUCGACUCUGCCGCGAUCCUCGCGCAAUUCGUCCGCUUCGAUCUCGCUUUCGUUUCGGCGGGCGAAAGUAAACGUUUCUUUAACGUUUUGGAAAUUAAAAGGUCGUUACCGUUAUCAAAACAUACCGAUGGGAUUCGCGUCGUAUCUUGUCCGAGUGGCAAGAAGAUACUUUGAACGUACUUUUCGCUAAAAAGAUAGGAUCGGACGGUGAACGAAUGAAAGGGCGCAGCAGGGUGAAUUUGUCUCUCCUGUUCGUGCGAAGCUAGCGGGGCUCUGGAUUCGACGAAAGGAGACGGCGCGACCGAGCUACGCGAUCUGUCAGACGGAAGAACAACGAAAGUACGAUCGGACAAUUAGACGGGCUAUCGUCGUGUACAUCUGCAGUAUUCUAGCUAAUUUUUGUCAGCGACGGUAUGCUAGACACACGGAUAGAAACGCGAGUAAAAAACGAAAUUAGAAGGAGCAUAGAGAGAAUCGAGGAAAGGGACAACCGGUUGAGAUACAUGGAAAUUUUCACGUUAUUCCGUAUUGAAUACCUUACUGCCAAAAAAUCGUCGAGAUUUCCUUUUCGUACGGUUCUUUCGUUUUUCAAUUACUUUUCGCCUUUGUGUUUCUCGUCUUUCCACCUUUCUCUUUCGGUGAAAACGACGAAGAGUCGAAAUAAUUACAUCGGACUUUCUUCUUUGCAAGAGACAAAGUACGUAACAAUUUAUUCCAUUAAGAUCUGCAUCACAAGAUAUCUGUCCAUUAGUAUUUAAAUCGCGUAUUCUUGUUUUGAUUCGUAGUUAUUAAUAUUAUUAUUACUCGUAUUACUAUUAUUUUUUUAUUUUAUUAUUAUUAUUGCAAUUAUUAUUAUUACUAUUAUUACUAUUACCGAUUAGUUAUUGUAUCAUUAAUAUUAUUAUUACCGCGUAAACUAUAAUAAUAUGGCUGUAGAGAAAAAUGAACAUCGGAACGAGACGAUGCCACCUUGCCCAGCUAGCCAUCACUACCACUGUUUUUCCCUUCCGUUACUCAUAGCAUCCUUCGAGAAAUACGAACGAAAAUGAAAAAACCUGGUAUACACUUCGAUAUGCGUUAUUUCCAAAGUGAGGAUCGAGAUGUACGUGUAUGCGUGUGUGCCUGAGUGUUUUCUUGUAUGCGCGCGCUCUUUGCAUCCGAAAGAAGCGGUACCGAAGCACAUAAAGAAAAACAAACAUGCGACUCUCUCCUUUUUUUUUGUACUGGUUUGUUAUGUUAUUUUUUUUUUUAAACGAUACAACCCGAUUGUUCUUAAUUUAAAUUGUAAAUCGUAUUUUUGUUUGUUUUUUUAGUUAUUUUUUGUUGUAAAAUGCUUUUUAAUAAUAUUUUCAGUUCACAUUACACCGACAACUGGCAGUUUUUUGUCUCACUUUAUUUCUUCUUACUCUCGCUCGCUUCUCCGUACCUCCUUUCGUCCCCGAAAACACACCACUUGUGUACCUUUUUUUUUAUUUACGCUUCAUCGAUCCCCAACCCCCAACUAUACGUACACGCGUCAUAGAAUUUUAACCCUGUUCCGUUCAUUUGCCCAUUAUCGACACGUUUGUAUUUUCCUAAUCUUAUUUGCUAAUCUUAUCAAGUAGCUCUCUAUCUUUAAGGGCAAUACGAAGAAAUUGUUGUCGGUAUACGUCAACGCUUCUUAGCUUUUUCAACCUUUGCCAUUCGCUAUCCUACUUGUACGUGGAAACAAUGUACAGGAUGAAACGACUCUUUGUUAUAUUUCUAAUUUUGUUACUCAUAGUCGCGUGUCGAGACAAAACUAAAUUUAUUACACGCCAAGUGUCCCCAUCAAGAACCAAAGAUCGACUGAAUAUUCGAUGUAACGUUUCCCACGGUUAAUCGAUAUUUUUGAUUUUACGGUCGACGAUGAUCAUCGCUGAUCUGCUACAACGACCCAACCAAGAACUUGUAGUUUUUUAGUUGCUGGUAUAAGAGAAACGAUCGUUCCUUACGUUUUCUAUCGAUUGAGCCGCUAUCGUAUCGUCGCGAGACUAUAACAGUUGAGAACAUUCAAACACGUUUUUCCUAAAGUCGUGAAUUUUGCGUCAUUGUCGCAGAAAAUGAGCGUUAUAUAGUAAGAAACGUUAUAAUCGUGUUCAAGGACAUUUUGGAAAGUGAUUUAAGCGAAUUUUUAAAAUGCUAAUAUUCUAUAUAUAUAUCGAUCGAUGACUCGAUGAAUCCAUUAACGACUGGUGGUUGACGUCUUUCGUUUCAUUGGUAUGUGUCACCACCCCAUAACUUCAUUACGCGACCCAUAAGAAUAUGUAAGAAGCUCUCGUAUACUUGAUUGUUUGUUACAUAUUUUCUUAAGACGCGAACAAUAAAAUUAAAGCAUAGAAAUUCCACGAUCGUAGCAGGGUUAAUCAAAAUUUCGUGAAACAUUAACGAUUUCGUAACUCUCGUUUUUACCGAUACAACCGUCGGUUCGCGAUUUGUUAAAUAUUUUGAUUAUACUUUUAUAAAAAUGUAAUAAAUUUUCACAGAAGGAAACGCAAGAUAAUUUAUUUUCAUUGUCGGAAUUGUCUUCAACUAAUACGAAUUGUAUCAUUGUCAAAGAGGAAACGUUUCAAGACCUUUCUGUUCCAUUUUUCCAUCGAACAAAAUACGCUGCAACAUCGGUGCAACGUUGUUUCCUACUAGAAAUUCGACGCGAUCAUAAAACUAUUUUAUCGUAUCGAAUCAUUUGCUUCUUUCGCCUUCUGUACGAUAAAUCCCUCACUGUCCCAUUUCCUUAUUUCUUUCGAUAUCUAAGUUUAGUUAAAUCCCGUUGCGAAACACAUUCCUCGAAAACUCCAGUAGAAACAUUCCAUUUUAGUAAGAGAUUAGUUGAUAUAUAUUUUACGAUUAUAGUUUUUAAUAUCGUUUAAAAACACGUCUUCGUUACAAAAUUCAAUUCGCCGGCUGGAUCGUGCCGCUUCCACGCUUGUUUCUGCUUUUACGAAAAUUUGAACGAUUCAAAAGAUCGGAGAUUCUCAAGUACUAUCGACUGCGUAUUUUCGUAUAAAUGAAAAGAGCGACCCAAAAACCAGAGUUCUUUUCGUCUAUUCUGGGUCCUAUAAUUUUGGUAUUGAUUUUUGUGCCAAUUAUUAUUCAGUUCCCAACUUUUCACGUUACGAACAUCAGUGCUUGUGUCUUAAAAGAUUGGAACAUUUUUUGAUAUUAAACGUUAUUCGAUAUGAUAUUCAAGUUCAAAAUUCGUCGUUGACAUAAAGUCGAGGAAUUUUCUUUCACCUCUCAGAAACUAACGAUUGGCUCAAUUUGAAAAUUUCUUGCCAUACGCGUCUCACCGCAAGCGGAAAAUUCAGUUCCAAAAUCGUGGGAUUAAAAUUGAGCGACUGACAAAAUUUGCUAUUCUUUGGGUCAUUGGCUCUGCUUCGUUCGUUAACUAUUUCACUUUGAAUAUUUUACAUAUUUUUGCAUAUUAUACAUCGUGUGCGCUCUUGCACCUUCGAAUUUCUCAUAAAUUUAUAAAAAUCCGCAGUCUGAUCACGAGAAAGCACCCCUAAACGACAAACGAGUUACGAUUACGACAGAAAGAUCGAGCGAGAAUUAUUUGUAACGAAGACAUUGCUUGUGGCAUGUACUUAGUACCAGAUGUGUGUUUUCUCAUUAUUUUUCUUUUGCACGCGACGCAUUUCUGCGUGGAAUUCGAUCUUAAGUUUUCAUUCGUCGAACGCGAAGAGAACGACUCGAGAGAACUGCAGGCCUAAAUUUAAGAAACCAACAGAUGCCAAACCUUAUUAUCGUUAAUAUUCACGACACGACUGAAACGAACAAACUGAAGGCUGAACCAAGCGAAAAUUUUCAACUUAUUCGAUUGGAAAAUUUACAAAUACCGUUUAUUCGUGUCUAUAAAAUGUUUAAUUAGGGGAAAGUUCGCUACAUUGGACCGCUUAAGAAGGUACAUCGAAAACGUGUUUAUAGCUUUGAGCAGGAAAAUUUGAGAACAAUUUUAGCAUUGUAAGCGAUACAUACAUCUGAUAAAGUAGGUUGAAACGCUAUAUGGCUAAUCGGGGAAAGAUAUUUUCGUCAAUGAUCCGGCGUUGGACGAUAUCCUAAAUUGGACCAUACCUGUUUUCCUUUAUUUUGGAUAAGAACUUUAUAUUUAAAAAAGAAUACUUAUAUCCCAAGAAAGAUAAAAAAUAUCUCCGAAAACUGAUAUGCGUUUGAAGAAAUAACCAAUCGCUGUUAGUACAGCUCAAGUGGACCCGUUUCUUACGAUGAAUCCACUCUUCUACCACGACUGAUUCCAAUGAUGCAAACAACCAAACGACACAAAUGCAAUCUUCGUCCUCUUCAUCCUCCGAUUCGCUCGAACGAUCCUGUACCAUAAUCUGUUUCUUUUUUGAAAUGUAGCGGCUACGACAGUUUCAACGGAAGCCAGCUUUUUCCGUUUCUCGAAUUCCAUUUUAGCCAUAACUCGAAUAUCCUUCUUAUCGUCGGAUCUACGUUUUCACGUAACUUUUGGUACAUUAUAUCCCCCGGCUAUUUCGUUUAAACCUGCGAUAUCAUUUUUAUAUGCCGUUAUGGCUCCUUUCAUAGUUCUUCGUCCCAUUUCCCAUAUCUUUCACACGGUGAUUUUUAUCCUUAAGAAAAGAAAAACGUCCCAUAAUUCACUUCGGUCUAACUCGAGGACCAUUAAAUGUUUCAAUUUUAACGUGCACGUGCGAUGAAGAAAAAUCAGUACCAGUAUCGGAUAAACGUUGCGAUAAUAUCAAAGAUAUGACUCUUCUUAAAAAAUUAUAUUCCUAAGAAUCCAAAAUUUAUCUACCAGACAAAAGUUACAGUUUGACGGAAUCACACCAGCCUACAUAAAAAUAAAGUAUUCGUCACACUGCAGCUGUUAUUCGUUCUACAGUGUUUUGUUUCAAUGCUAUUACUAAGCAACGUGUAAACUAUAAUUUCAUAAGACAACCUCUAUGGGAAUAAAGACUAUGGUCCAAUUUAAGAACUGUUGGGUGGUUCGGUUUAAGGAACUAACCCGGUCUCAACGUUUACAUGUAACGAACAGAAACUAGUACUCGUAUCGGAUAAACGUGACGAUAAUAUUUAAAGCAACGAUAAUAUUAAAUUAAAAUGACCCUCCUAUAUAAAAAAUUAUAUCCGUAAGAAUUCGCAAUUUAUCUCGCUCAGAAGUAACGACUUGUAUGAAGUAAAAGCAGAAUUAUAUCGGCCAGCAUCGAAACAGAGCAGUCACCACACUGCAGGCAGCAUGAAAGCGGCAACUGCAUGCGAAAAAAUGUCACUUGAGACAAUGUCUAUGCGAGUAAAGAUUAUGGUUCGAUUUAGGAUCCGGUUCGAGUUAGGGAACUUUCCCCUAUUUUUCAAGUAGACCAAUUCAAGAUACGAGAAACUGUUUAUUAUAUAAAUCCUAGUUGGAUAAUUCACCAUAUAAUUUGCUAUUGGCAUCGGAUUAAUGAUUACCGAUCAAUCAAAUGUCCACAAACUUCAACAACGUUGAUGGAUCCUUUGCUUCGCUCGAAAAGCUGCGUUCCUUUUUUGCCUAUUCUCGUGUCAAUUUCAUAUUGCAAUUCCUAGCACUAAAGCCUGACGCUACAGAUAUUCCACGAUUCAAAAAUAAAUAUCGAAAUUUCCUUGAUGUCCUUUGAUCCCAUACUUGAAAAAAUUUCUAUCGUAAAGGAAACAGGAAUAGAUGGUUAAAGUUUGAAAUCCAUUCAACGAUAUCAAUCUGUCGCGCUGCUACGAUGCUUUUCAAAUGUCAUAAGUUGAUCGAUAGGAGUAUCUCAACUUUCCACUGGCUUUGCAAAGGAUAAGGAUCAUCGAACGAGAAGUCGGUGAAAUGGUUGCGUAAGAGAUCGAACGAAGCAGCGAACAGAGAUCUGGAAGUAAAAAGCAAUUCGCCAGAAACUUCACGAUGCUUGGCGGUAUCGAUUGCCGGAAGUUAAUAUUAAUGAAAAAAAAAAAACAAAAAUAACGACUUUUUAGAUACCUAUAGCGGAUUGUAGAUGUCGCAUAAUAUAUAUUUUUGUACGUUCGCAAUGUGCGUAUUUAAGGCAAUCGCGUCGAAUAUCGUUGAAGACAGGCAAUCACGAGAGGGCAGAGAGAAAGAGAGAGAGAGAGAGAGAGAAAAAGUUUUCUUUCGUGACAAGAACAACAAAAAUCGUCACAUUCGUGAUUCUUCGGGAUUCAAUCGCGUUAUCGGUAGCUCUGUUCCGACGUCUCGCGAACGUUCUGGUUCGAUCGUUCGGGACAGUCCUGACGACGAUUCGGGAAGAAUCACGAAUACGUCAGCUGGUCGACGGGAAGGUUAAAAAUCUGAAAAUCUAUGCAGAAAACGUAACCGCAGUGAUUCUAAUUGAUCGCUUGAACUGGAAGAGAGGAGGAGAAAUAGAGAAGCGGCAGCAGUGCAAAAAAUUCCACUUGGACGAACGACGAUUAAUUUCCAAACGGUAGUAGCGGCGCGCGGCGACUCUGUACGUAAUCAAGGCAAAAAACGAAAAAAGAAAAAAAAGAAAAGAAACAAUGAAAGCAAAAAGUUAUACUCUCCCCGGGCCCAAGUAACGUUACUUUGUGAGAGAAAAACGAAAAGCUGAGAGACGACUAAAGUGAGAUGAUGUGAAAGUGACAUGCAAAUUUGUCUACGAGUGUAAGAGAGAGAGAGAGAGAGAGAGAGAGAGAGAGAGAGAGAGAGAGAAGAACGAAAGAGACGAAAGAGACGUAUGUAUGCACGCGUGAAUGACAGAAAACCAGAUACAACAUCGGGUGAGCUAGAUUGUACGAUUGGAGAGAGAGAGAGGCACUAUUUUUAACUUGAAAAAAAAAAAAGUAAUUACUCCAAAUAUUGUUGCAUGCUUAGUUAUCGUAUUAUAGUCGGGAACGACGUUUUAACGCUAAUGAGGUAUAACUGAACUGUAAGAAACGACAAACCCGAAAUCGGUCGGACAGCAGCGACGAGAACCUCCGUGUCGCGGCACGAUCGAUUUUUUUCUUAGACCGUAAGCGGUAUACACGUAUUAAUUACUAUUGUACACGUACGUCAUUACGAUUAUUAUUAUUACUAUUAUUAUUAUUAUUAUUACCAUCGUCAUCGUUAUCAUUGUUAUCGUCAUUACCAUUACGCUACCAUGGUCAUGGUCAUUAAUUAAUCGCGUGAUUACGAUUACCAUAACGGUAUGUGGAUACACGCAGUGUACCCAUGGACGAUCGACGAUCGACGAGGAACAUACUGAGAUCGAUCGAACAACUUUCAGAAACAAGAACAGUGUUCGAGAUACGGUGCCACGAGACACCUCUAACGUUCAUUAUUCCAUUAAAUCUUCGACUAUUUAUUCGAUGUUCUGCUCGGAGAAAGAUUUAAUCGUUUUCGACUUUAAAGCAUAGGACGUAACGUUUUGUUCCGAUCGAAUCGACAUUCUUUGCUCGAGAUCUCGAGGAUCAUCGAAACGUGGGAUACCCAGCCACGGUGAUCGUCAGGCUCCAAGACCCGCGGAUCACCUGUCGCGAUCGGUUAGCAGGCGAUUGCCAAAUUGCCAAAUUGGCGACGAUGUCUCAAACUUUCGAGUAGGAGUCGUUGAGAAUAAGCAGGAACAAAUCGAACAGAAGCUCUGGUAUUGUAGCCUACGAUGGUUAUCAUCGAAUAUGGAUAAAUGUUGCCAAAAUCUACGAGAAAAUUAUAUCUCUUCUUGCUGCAAUUAACUCGAAGAAUUGAGUUGUUAUCUAAGAAGAAAGGAAUUUUCUCUUGAUAAUCGUCUUAUUUAGUUACGUUGGUACGCGCACUUUGGUAACGUUAUAUUCUUGUCGAAAUGAUCCUCUCUGUAAGUUUAAACCAACGUGGAGAAAUUUUUGGAAAGAAAUACAAAAUAGAUCCGGGUGCGAGAUUCUACUGUCGCCUAUUCUCAGCGAUUCGUAACUUUCGUUUUACCAACGUGGAAAGUUGAAAGAAACUACGAAACUAAACUCGUCUUUCCGAGAUACGAUAUAAACCUAUCCAUUGUAAAUUGGGCACAAUCCCCGAUUCCAAAGGAACCGCUUACGAUUUCGAAAGAUUGGAGGGGAUAUUUUUGAACGUGCAGGUAUCCGCCAGAGUGAUACCGGGCGAAAAAGUUAUUCUUGUAUUUCGCGGCGAUGCAAAGUGUAUGAAAUUCUUCUGCGUUCUUCGGAAAAGAGGAAAAUUGGGAACUUACAAAUCGUAGGGGCAUUCCGUUGCAAAAGCCGUUCUCGCGUAUCAAAGAGGUCGUGUUACGUUCGUCGAGUGAUAAAUAGGCUAACGAAGAUUCACGAACGCGCACUAUUUUUCAAAGAUAGAGAUAUACCUUCGUGACCAUAAACUUACUUAUGGUGUAUGCUGUUGGCACGCGGAAUAUGGGAGAAGCGAGAGAAGAAAAUUCUUAGUGAAACGGGCGGAUCGAGCGAAAGUACCGAGCAGCCAUCGCCGAUCCUUCGAUGAAACUGACAAAUCAAAAUAUCGUUUUCAUUCGCUCGCGCUCUUUUCAUCAAAGUUGCCCGACUAACGGGCAAACGAUACGAGUUUUACUACUUUGUUGAACAAACGAGAACGCGAGUUCUCGCAAAGAUUCGAUAGUUGGCAUCGCGUAUGCAUCCAUCGAACGAUUUAGGCCUACUGUCCACGAAGCCUCGCUUCAUAGAGGCCUAAGUCCAGUUUUGUCAGACGCGAGGAUACGUCUACGCCUUGUUCAGUCUACGAAGCGUACAUCGUGACACGUUUCGUCUCGUCGUUGAAACGUCGAGCGACGAGCAAGACGCUUUCAUCGUGCAUCGCUGCGUUACACCUACUCCCACUGUUUUCCCCGCACAUUCUCGACACGAUCGUAGAUCGAAGCUCGCGUAUCGACCGAAAAAUCGCACGUACGAUUAAGAUCACGACGAAAACGAGCAACGACGAAGACGGUUGGCUGCCGUUUGCGCGGAUAGCUGCGCGUUACUUGGCAAUGAUCGUUGCGUCGAAUCUGAUCGAGGAUCUGAUACGCGUCUAUGAGGCGACGCUGCGUGGACGGUGAGUCUUGUUGGUAGCCAAGCGGCUGUUGGUUGAACGUCACUCGCCAAACGGGUGGCGCGAUAUUGUUUUCCGAGAAUGGAGGAAAAUCGGGCAACGAGCUCGUUCGUUCGCCUCGACGAUGGACCACCGAGCGUCGAGUCGUCGCGGACGAGGUUGCAAAGACGACGAAACCUCGUGGUCGGUCUCUGCGCUCGGUCUUUCCUCGUUGGAAGAAAGUCGAAAGAGAACGAAGAUAGGCAGAGGGAUGGAGAGAAAGGGUCGAGUAGGAUAACGUAGGAUCCGUUGAUUGUACAGCCAUGUAGCGCAGUGUGUGUUGUAAGUUAAGGUAUAUUUUGUAGGAUUAAAUGUCGAUCGUUUCUAACGUAAGUAAUACGAUAGCUUUGACAGGGGUGAGAAUGAGCGCGCGCGUUAUUAUACGUGUUAUACGCUAGUAGAGACAAAACGAUCUCCAGUAUUCCAUGAUGUGUGUAAUUGUGAUCGUUAAUCACUCCCCACCCCCCUCCCCCCUGACGAUUUUUAUUUUUAUCAAACGAGACACGAUGGAACGAGGAGAGUCGAAAGGAUUAUCGAGCAACCGUUUGCCGGUAUAAUUAAUCGCGCUGGUGUCGAACGUUAUAUAAGGGGUUUUAAAAAGUUUGUGAUCGAGAAAGUAGGCUAGCGCAAGCGUAGUAGAGAUAAAGGUGGAGUAGAAGGAACAUUGACAAAACUAUACGUAUUUACGAUACAUCCGCAGAGAAUCGACUGUUGUUUCAUUGGCCAAUUUUUCUCGUGCCGCCCAUCAUCUUGUUAUUUACUGUGUCGUAAGUCGUGAAUGAUAAACAAUAUACGUCUUGUACGAUUAAAAUAUCUAGUCAUGGCCUCUCGGUAAUUUAUUAGUUGACGUUGCAUGCAAUGGAUAUUAUAGGUCGGACGAAAUCGAAGCAGCUCGGUUUCGUCGGAACAUCUAAGUCAUCGAAUGAAGACGUUCACAGGGAGACACGCAAUAAUACACGUACGAAAUAAAAAAAAAAAAAGAUUACGUAUGACGUGGCAAA
Messenger RNA from Bombus terrestris (buff-tailed bumblebee), 18756 nucleotides. RefSeq names its product brain tumor protein (gene brat). Gene Ontology annotation, molecular function: zinc ion binding; translation repressor activity; protein binding. The record is from RefSeq and is a predicted model, not a curated record. Bases 1474 to 3873 code for a protein of 799 amino acids. Lineage: Eukaryota; Metazoa; Arthropoda; Insecta; Hymenoptera; Apidae. Gene Ontology annotation, biological process: negative regulation of translation. The transcript is spliced from 3 exons.